This is a messenger RNA of Silurus meridionalis, 1396 nucleotides long. RefSeq names its product biorientation of chromosomes in cell division protein 1-like 1. The transcript is spliced from 7 exons. The coding region runs from base 113 to 1327 and encodes 404 amino acids. Lineage: Eukaryota; Metazoa; Chordata; Actinopteri; Siluriformes; Siluridae. The record is from RefSeq and is a predicted model, not a curated record.
UCACGUUCUCCACCGAAAUCAAAAUAGUUCCUUACACACAGGCGUUGAAGCUCAGCGCGAAUCCACCGGAUAUUAUUAUAUUUCUUAUUAUUGUAUAAUUAUAACAGCCCGGAUGGCGGGUUUACCCCCGGGUGACCCCCAGUUGGUCGCCAUGAUCGUGAAUCAUUUAAAAACACAGGGACUUUUUGACCAGUUCAGGAGGGACUGUUUGGCGGAUGUCGAUACAAAGCCUGCGUACUUGCACUUGAGACAGCGAGUGGACAACUUUGUGUCUAAUCACCUGUCCAACCACACAUGGAGUCCUCAACUAAACAAGAACCAGCUGAGGAACAGCAUCAGGCAACUCGUGCUCCAGUCAGGCUUGCUGGAGCAGGGCGUCGAUCGGAUUGUAGCGCAGGUCGUCGACCCCAAGGUUCAACACACCUUUCGGCCACAGGUGGAACGUGUCGUCCGUCAGUUCCUGUCUCCGGGCAACCAUGUAGAGGAGGAGGAGCCUACACACGCCCUCACACAGAUUUUGGAAAACCAGGAGGCUUAUCUGUCGUCUCCAGUGAUCCCCUCGGCUCCAGUCUUUGACGCCGCCCCCUCUCAAAGUCAAGAUCCCUCAGUGAUAAUGGCACAGGACGAAGGAGAGGAAGAUAUGUGCCUGGUAGAGGACGAGACCGAGCCAGAAAGAACAAAGGAGGUGGAAGAGCAGGACGAGAAGCUCGAGGGGAACAAAGAGGAGACAACGAGCAAAGAGCUAGAGGAGGAUGAGGAGAGACCGAAAGAGGCGACGGAGGUUGGCCAACAGAUGGAGGUGCCUGUGGAGGUCAAGAAAGAGGAACAAGAAGAAGAAAAAGGGGAGGAGAAGGAAAAGAAAGGGGAAGAGGAUAAAGAGAAAGGAGAGGACACGAAAGAUAAGAAAGGCUCGGGGAAGAACAAGGAGGAGAGCAGCGCCGACAAACUUCAUAUCCUCCAGAAAGCGAGAGAACGACUGAAAGAAGAAUACUCCCUGGAAGAUUCGGAUCUAGAGGGUCUGAGCGACAUCACGGUGAGUUCGGUCCACACGAGCGACCUUUCGUCUUUGAAGACGACAGCGAGGACGAGGAGCCUCCUUCCGAUACCACCGAGGAAGGAGAGAUCACCUCAGAAGAUGAAAAGGUUCAGAAGAAAGGAGCAGCAGACGAUUCGGACGAAAACAAGGAGAAAAAACCCCGGGGUUCCCGCCAAGGCUACGUUCACAAGCCUUUCCUUUACUCGCGUUACUACAGCGACUCUGACGACGAGGUUACCGUGGAGCAGCGACGUCGUUCCGCUGCGAAAGACAAAGAGGAAAGAUUGCUGAAGCGGCAACAGAACCGGGAGCGUCUUGAGGAAAAAAGAAGGCAGAAGGCGACGCAAGCAGAGCUACAGG